AUGUCCGUCUCUAAAUGCUUACUUAGCCAUCUGUCCCCAUUUCACGCUCUCGCUUUCUCGUUAUAUCUUUCUUGUUUCCGCCCACUGAGAACUUUACUUUCUUUCUACCUCACUCUUUCUCGGGCACUUGACUAUUCACUCUAUUUUAAAAUAUUAGCAUUCUGUCACUUGGUUCCGUCGUUGAAGAUUUUAUCUAUCUAUCUAUCUAUCUAUCUAUCUAUCUAUCUAUCUAUCUAUCUAUCUAUCUAUCUAUCUUAUCUAUCUAUCUAUCUAUCUAUCUAUCUCUAUCUAUCUAUCUAUCUAUCUCAAUCGAUUCAUAUCCAUCUAUCUAUCAAAUUCGGUCCAUAUCUAUCUAUCUAUCUAUCUAUCUAUCUAUCUAUCUAUCUAUCUAUCUAUCUAUCUAUCAAAUUCGGCCCAUAUCUAUCUAUCUAUCUAUCUAUCUAUCAAAUUCGGCCCAUAUCUAUCUAUCUAUCUAUCUAUCUAUCUAUCUAUCUAUCUAACGUAUUCUUGCCAUUUUUAUUUACUUCUUUGUUUUCACUGCCUCGCGGCUCCAUUAGCAAUCUUUCUUCCUCUCUCACUCUCUGUGUCCUCUCUCUCUCUCUCUCCCGGUUUCCCUCUCUCCUUGCCAAAAGAAGAUUUAAAGUGACCUCUCUGAUUCUCUGUCUUGUCCUCUCUUUUUCUUCGCUUUCAUUUUUACUAACUCUCUGUUUCUUGACUACAUCUCGCCUCGGACAUCAAUACUUUUGA
This is a messenger RNA of Acanthosepion pharaonis, 747 nucleotides long. The record is from the annotation of a GenBank genome assembly. NCBI's taxonomy places the organism in Eukaryota, Metazoa, Mollusca, Cephalopoda, Sepiida, Sepiidae.